Molecule: messenger RNA, 651 nt
Organism: Colletotrichum gloeosporioides
Lineage: Eukaryota; Fungi; Ascomycota; Sordariomycetes; Glomerellales; Glomerellaceae
Exons: 1
Coding region: 1-651 (216 amino acids)
Source: RefSeq, a predicted model, not a curated record
AUGGAACCAUGCAAUCCGACUUUCCACUUAAAGGCCCCCCUUAAUAAUGGCGCGGAGCCAAGUUCUCCUUUUCGGUUUACAGACUUACCAUCAGAACUUCGUUAUCUGAUAUUGGGGCAUGUUCUUGACGACCUUGAUGAGGAUUCCGACCUUGAGAAGGAGCCGGACGUCGAUGACCCGGAUGAGGAACCCAACCUUGAUGGGGAAUCCAAUAUUGAUGAGGAGCCCUCUCCAAAGCCGAAGAUCGUCGACAUCAUUGGACAGCUCAAUGACAUGCUUGUGCAGACUCAUAACAGAUCUGCGCUAUUGAACGGCAUGCUUAACUUGGGCAUCAACGUAGGUGCGACGCACGAUGUUAUAGCACUAAACAACGACUUGCUUGCGCGAACCAACGACUGGUAUGCGCGAGCUAAUGACAUGUUUGCGCGAGCUAACAACACGAAUGCGAGGCCCGACAAUCUUGCUCUGGAAGUUGACCUGGAAUACCCGCAAGCCAACAUGCUUGCGGAGCCCGAGUUGAUUCCGAAGCCUCAGAAGUUGGCAAAUUUGGCGUGCGUGUCCAAGGAAUGGCAGCGAUUCUUCGAGGAGCACACAUUCAGCACCCUGGAGGUCACGUUAACCAAUUCUCCAGCUGAGAUUGAGGCUCUCUGA